AUGGUACCUACAUCAGCAUCUCAGAUCAAAGAGGACAAUGACACUAAUGUAGAACCUCCUAAUAGUCCGCGUCAUUGGAAGGUUCUCGCUAGAUGGGACCCGGCUGAAUCGCGGAGGCCUGUUAUUGAUGAAGCUCCGGCAUUCUACCCGUCAUUAGAGGAGUUUGAAGAUACACUUGCUUACAUUGAAAAGAUACGUCCAUUAGCUGAAUCAUUUGGUAUAUGUCGAAUCAUACCACCGUCGAAUUGGUCUCCUCCUUGUCGGCUUAAGGAGAAAAGUAUAUGGGAGGAUACAAAGUUCCCCACCCGUAUUCAGAAUGUGGACUUGCUUCAGAACAGAGAGUCAAUGAAGAAGGAGAAACCUAAGGGAAGAAAGGGGAAACGGAGAAGAAGAAUCUCAAGAUUGAGCUCAUCCAGGAGACGACCUAGCUCUGUUUCUAAAUCAGUUCCCUCUCCCGAGACGAACCAAGAAGAGAAAUUUGGGUUCAUUUCUGGUUCCCAUUUUACUCUGGAAGAGUUUGAGAAAUACGCUCGAUAUUUCAAAGACUCCUACUUUAAAAGAAAAGACAAUGUUGGAGUUGCAAAAUGGGAUCCAUCUGUUGAGGAAAUCGAAGGAGAAUACUGGCGGAUAGUUGAGCAACCAACGGAUGAGGUCGAGGUAUAUUAUGGAGCUGAUUUGGAGAAUCGGGUACUUGGAAGCGGAUUUUACAACGGAGCGAAAAUGUUAUCUGGAAAAAAUGAUAUGGAUCAAUACAUAGCUUCUGGUUGGAACUUGAAUAACUUGUCACGUCUCCCUGGUUCUGUACUCUCGUUUGAACAUAAUGAUAUUUCGGGUAUUCUCGUGCCAUGGCUCUAUGCUGGGAUGUGCUUUUCAUCGUUUUGUUGGCAUGUCGAAGACCAUCACCUAUAUUCAGUGAACUAUCACCAUUUUGGCAAGCCAAAAGUAUGGUAUGGAGUUCCAGGAAGUCAUGCAACCGCCCUCGAGAAGGCGAUGAGAAAACAUUUACCUGAUCUGUUCGAUGACCAACCUGAUCUACUUCAUGGACUGGUUACUCAAUUUUCUCCUUCCAUUUUAAAAGAUGAGGGAGUACCGGUUUAUCGGCUGGUUCAGCAUUCAGGGGAGUAUGUCCUAACAUUCCCGCGGGCAUAUCAUGGCGGAUUCAACUGCGGAUUUAACUGUGCAGAAGCGGUGAAUGUGGCUCCGGUUGACUGGUUGGCUCACGGACAAAAUGCUGUGGAAUUGUACAGUACAGAAACUCGGAAAACGUCUCUAUCUCAUGACAAACUUCUCCUUGGAGCAGCUUAUGAAGCUGUUAAGUCUCUUUGGGAACUCUCAGCUCGUGGGAAAGAAAAUACAAAUAAUUUAAGAUGGAAAAGUUUCUGUGGGAAGAAUGGAACCCUUACUAAGGCAAUCGAGACUCGGUUACGGAUUGAAGAGGGAAGAAUUGAGGCUCUUGGAAACAGUUUCAGCUUGCUAAAGAUGGAGAAGGAGUUUGAUUCAAACUUUGAAAGGGAAUGCAUCUUGUGCCUUUACGACUUGCAUCUUUCGGCUUCUGGCUGCAAAAAAUGCUCCCCCGAAGAAUAUGCUUGUACAAAACACGCGGCCGAUCUCUGUUCGUGUGAAGGGAAUGAUCGGUUCAUCCUUCUUCGUUACACCAUUGAUGAGUUAAGCUCGUUGGUCAGAGCAUUGGAAGGAGAAUCAGAUGAUCUAAAAGCUUGGGCUUCCAAGGUCAUGGAAGGUUAUACAGAGACUCAAAAGGGAGAAUUUAGUUCAGUUACCGAUGAGGAGAAAACGCUAAAAGAAGGUCUUUUCGAUCUGAAUCUUGAAUUUCAAUUAGAUGUCGAGAUUAAAGCUUCAUUAGAGACUUAUGAUGAUGCUUCCAUGAUGAACUCUGUUCCUUGUGUUGAGCCUAAAAAUCUCGGGUUCUUGGUUUUCGGAAAGCUUUGGUGUAACAAGCAUGCUAUAUUUCCAAAAGGGUUUAAGAGCCGGGUUAAGUUCUAUAACGUGCAAGAUCCAAUGAGAAUAAGCUAUUACAUUUCUGAGGUUGUUGAUGCAGGACUUAUGGGUCCACUCUUCAGGGUGACUCUGGAAGAAUCUCAAGAUGAGAGCUUCACUAAUACCUCAGCUCAGGGAUGCUGGGAAAUGGUGUUGCAGAGAGUCAACAAAGAGAUAUCAAAACGCAGCAGCCAAGUACAAAAUGUUCAUAAUUUGGAAAACAUUGACGGGCUACAAAUGUUCGGUUUCCUCUCUCCGUUUAUAAUUCAGACCGGAUUGGACUCGAUUCGGCCUAGCUCUGCUUCAACACCUGGUCAAUCUCUCUCUUACACACCUUAUCAUCUUCAUCUGCAGGCCACUGAGGCUCUUGACCCGAACCAUUGCCUAGUCGAGUAUUGGAACCAUAAGAAACAGAGAGAUUCGUUGGACAUGAAAGAUGUUUCACAUCAAACUCAUCCCUGA
Arabis nemorensis is the source of this 2457-nucleotide messenger RNA. Lineage: Eukaryota; Viridiplantae; Streptophyta; Magnoliopsida; Brassicales; Brassicaceae. The record is from the annotation of a GenBank genome assembly.